AUGGAACAACAAACACCUCAAGAGUUCAUCCUCGAGGCUUUUGCCGACCCAGCUUCCGUCCGUGAUGUAGUAAGAGGAAUUUUACAUACAAUCUUCUUCCACCGGUUCUUCCCGUCGCUGCUGCCGCGCUCGCGCGAAGUCCUCGAUAUCACGCUACCGUACGUCGAAGAUGCCGAACUAGAUACCAUGAUCGAGAAGCGUGCCGCUGAGCUCGCGCGCGAACUCGAUGCCGAACGAACACAUUCGCACACGCAUUCUCACCGCAGCGCUGGCGGCCGCGGUAACAUCUCGGUCCAGUUCUUCGAGAAGAAGCGCCGCAAGACAUGGUAUCUUCCCUACGGUGGCGGCGACGAGGAAGUUUGCUGGGAGUCUUGGACAGUCAAAGUUACCGUAGCAGAACCUCGCACAGAGAGCGAACGCGCCAAAGUCCGCAAAGCCAUGGAGCAAACCCUCCUAACAAGCGUCAUGAAGAUCGUAACCAGCGUCAACACCCACAAAGACCACAUCCCACCCAUAACUACCAGCGAAGCCAACCCCUUCCCCUACCAAAUCAACGUGAACCAAAAGGACGCAGGCUGGGCCACCCGAAUUGGCAUAUACUAG
This is a messenger RNA of Daldinia childiae, 603 nucleotides long. RefSeq names its product Meiotically up-regulated gene 66 protein. Gene Ontology annotation, cellular component: phagophore assembly site. The coding region runs from base 1 to 603 and encodes 200 amino acids. The transcript is spliced from 3 exons. The record is from RefSeq and is a predicted model, not a curated record. Gene Ontology annotation, biological process: autophagy; autophagosome assembly. Lineage: Eukaryota; Fungi; Ascomycota; Sordariomycetes; Xylariales; Hypoxylaceae.